Molecule: messenger RNA, 1446 nt
Organism: Aplysia californica (California sea hare)
Lineage: Eukaryota; Metazoa; Mollusca; Gastropoda; Aplysiida; Aplysiidae
Source: RefSeq, a predicted model, not a curated record
GCCACGACACCACCACCUACAACAACAACAACAGCAGCGACAUCCCCACCACCACCACCAGCAGCAACAGCAACAACAACGGCCCCGAGGAGGCGGCCACCACCACAGCCACAGAGACGGUCCCCGGAGAGCUCAGUCGGUCGCGGAGUUGGCGGAGACGAUGAGCCGCGACUGGCCCGGGGUGUCCGAGGGAGGGAUGUUCCCUGACGACGCCAGCACCGUACACAUCCCGCCCUCCCUGCUAGUGGCCAGCGACAACCGCUGCAGGUCAGCCCGUGUCUGUGGACAACAGCGGACGUGACGCCACGGAAGGGGGCGGCGACUACUACAUCCGGUCUCAGAACCGGAAGCACAACGGUGCCUUCACCGGAGAGUUCCGGAGCGGCCAGGAGGACUCGCUGGACUGGAGUCACGUGACUUCCAGGGGGCGGGGGACGGUGGGCGGGGGGCUGGCCCAGGUCACAGGUCACCGAAUCGGAGGUGACGUCAGAAGUGACGUAGACGAUACCGAAGAUGACGUGGACUUCCGGAUUCUGACCAGCGGCGAGAUGGACGGCUCUGGGGAGACGACAACGUCCAGGGAGUCAACCCCUGACCGCUCGGACAUCAUAGGGGGCGGAGCGAGGAGGGAGGAGACGGGGAGUGAUAUCGUGUUUGAUCUUACCCUCGACCCCUCCGACAGACCGUCGAUUGUCGUUGACGGGGGCGAGGGGGAGGGCAGAGGGGGGCUACUGCUCACUGGUGGAAAGAUUCCUGACCCAGACGCCAAAGACUACACCAUCAGCAGCAACCACAACCGCAACAACAACAAGAAGAAAAGCAACAGCAACAACAACAGCAACAAAUACGACCACCGCAAGCAGUACGACAAACAGCACCGUGACGUCAUUAACAACAGCAUGGGUCUGCCCCAGCAGGGCGGCAAGCGGCGCACCACGGUGGUGAUCGUGCGCGAAUGUAAGCCGCGGAGCCGCUGGUUGGACGGCUGCAGGCGGUGCCGCUGUGACGUCAGGGGCCGGAAGUACUGUGACGACAGCAGCUGCCUCAAAGCGGAGCUGGCUACCGUGGAAACGAGCACGGCGGCGUCGAGUCCCCAAGACGGCGGCCACGGCGGCAAACGUCACGCGCGGCCCAUGCAGCGCCCGCCCAGCUUGUCCAUUUUCCGGAACGAACCUGUGAACCUGACUGACCGCUUCCGGCCCCGGAACCACUGCGGCCGGUUCAAGGUGAACCAGAAGUACUGGUCCGACUGCAACCUGUGUCUGUGCACGCCGCAUGGGCCCAAAUGUACCGCCAAGAACUGCGGCUAGACUCACGCACGUCACACACUUCACACACUAUUUUCCCAGCCCGACGACCGCGGUGUACAGACCGGCGUCUGUGGUGUAGCGGCAAGGCUCUUCGCUGUCGCACGCCGCGGGAGAUCCAAGUUCGAUUCCCGAGUGG